Molecule: messenger RNA, 303 nt
Organism: Auxenochlorella protothecoides
Lineage: Eukaryota; Viridiplantae; Chlorophyta; Trebouxiophyceae; Chlorellales; Chlorellaceae
Exons: 2
Coding region: 1-303 (100 amino acids)
Source: RefSeq, a predicted model, not a curated record
AUGAGCGAAGCCGUGCGAGCGUAUCGAAGUCUGCUCCGAGCGGUGAAGACGCACGUCAGCUCCUCCACCGGCAACCCGGCCUUCCAGCAAUACAUCAGCACGACAUUGAAGCAGCGAGCACGGGCAGGAGGCGACCCCGAGCUCGCCCGAGACUAUGCAUUCCUCCUGAACAGCAUUACCGAGCAUAAGGACUUGCUCUUGUCAUACAACAUCGGCAUCGACCCGGAGCAGCGGCAAAAGGACCAGUACAAGAAGGCCGCGUCGCGUGUUGGUCUGUCCCUGCCAGAGCAAUUUUCAGGCUAG